Messenger RNA from Pectinophora gossypiella (pink bollworm), 7200 nucleotides. It is a transcript of the gene cv-c, whose product is annotated as rho GTPase-activating protein 7. Bases 478 to 3627 code for a protein of 1049 amino acids. Lineage: Eukaryota; Metazoa; Arthropoda; Insecta; Lepidoptera; Gelechiidae. Gene Ontology annotation, molecular function: lipid binding; GTPase activator activity. The record is from RefSeq and is a predicted model, not a curated record. Gene Ontology annotation, biological process: signal transduction; actin cytoskeleton organization; regulation of Rho protein signal transduction. The transcript is spliced from 20 exons.
UCAAGUGCACGCUCGUUUGUUUCUCAUAUCUACGUUUUUUUUUUUAAAUAGUGGAGAUACAUUUUGUUGUAAACUGACGAGUAUAGCGCAACCCGCAGUAUAUUGUGUUAGUAAUAACAACCUGUUACUUUAUUACCUUUCCGCGGCAGAAGAAUUCUAUUACCAUAAAGUUCGGAAGAAAGUUGGAUAUUUAAAAAUAACGACGUUAUCGAGUGGAAGUUAUCGUCAAUAAAAUGCAUAAACUAGUAGCAACUACUAUAACACCAUCACUUUUUCGGUAACUUAACCGGUUGAUUGUGUAACACUUGGAAAACGGUUGGUUAAAAACGUGUUAAUUCGUCAGAAAUGGUCGAUAAUAAGUCCGUGAUCGAAUUUCCAAUGAAAGUCGUAUGAUUCAGUGCUUUUAGAGAUGUGCCAGAGUAUAUGGUAAACUCUUGCGCAGUAGACAGUGUUUAGUGGUAUUUAGUGAAAUACAAAAUGAGUGUUCCGAAUUUGACCGUCGACCAAAUAACAGAAAUCGAAGCCGCCGAAGCUUGCAAAUGGCUGCGAGCCGCUGGCUUCCCACAAUAUGCCCAGAUGUACGAAGACCUACAAUUUCCAAUCGACGUGUCGGGUGUUCAGAACGACCACCCAUUCCUGGAUCAAGACUCACUACAAUCCCUGUUCAGACGACUUACAACACUCAACAGAUGUGCAGCCAUGAAGCUCGAACACCAUCAUAACCAUAAACGAUCCAACGACUCGGACGACGAACAGUGCGCUCUAAGCGACAAGUGGCAGUACGAGCGGAAGUCGCGUCGUUGGUCGCGCGUCGUUGAGAUCACGCCGCAAGCGCAGCGCAGGUUACAGGUGAUAGCUGCUCGAGCCUUGGCCGAGCGUGAAGCGCGCGAAGCCAGGGGUGAAGUGGAAGAUGAUGAAGACGACAGCCUGCCAACCAUCAGGGUUGGCCUCGUGGAUGCCGACGGGCACUACACGGAUGUCGAGCCAGAGUUGAAACCGCCCAAUUACAGAUUAACAGUUCCGAGUCAACUGCCUGUCAUACAAGUACCGAGCGAUAAAGAAGAUGACGACGAUACCAGCGGCACUCGUUUCCGCCGUACAGGCUCAGAGCGCCUCCGAGAUGGGGCCAAAGCUCUGCUCCGUCGAGUUGAAUCCCUUAAGACCAGGCGACGCAAACGCCAAAACCGCGCUGAAGUCAUCGUGUCGUCACCGCACUUCCUCGAUGUGCAACCCGACAAAUAUCCAGACCUAAACUUCAUUGACAUGACACCGACUACACCAACAGCAUUCCCCUUCCCAGAGUUUCCCGGCACUACUCCCAUCCAUAUCCCGCCUUCUCGCACUCAGCCCCCCUCCCCAAUGUUACCUGGCACCCCGAUUGCCCCUCUCGAGCCGUCUCCAUUUUCUCUGAACCCUCCAUUUGGUGACGACAGCUCAAGCUAUGCAUCCGACGGCAGCAUGAGUUCCAGCAAUAAGAGCACUAAAUCAAAGCUGGGCAAGGCCAAGAGAAUGUUCCAUCGAGGAUUGAAAAAUGAAGAUACGACGGCGUUGAGCGACUCAGAAUGUCAACCAGCAAGUUGGAGGCAUAAUUAUUACAAGGAUCAUCACACUACACCUCAACCCACUACCGAGGUGUACGUAGAGCCUCCAUCACCGGUAGAACUGAAGCCAGACCCUGAGGUGCUCCGUGAGGUUCAGAAGUCACCUGGUCACACGCCGCACCGACGACAGGCGAUAAGGACAAGCUCUCUCAACUUGGGAAAAGAGGGGCAAAAGUUCCGUGAUAGAAGCUUAAAGCGUGAGAAGUCUGCGUCGAGGAGCUCAGAGCUGGAGGGCAGUCCUAACUCCACCGGGUCCCACUCACAUGAUGGAGAUCAAGAUGACGACGACGACAGCGUAGACCUGAAAUCCAAGAAAAAUAACAUUCAGAGAUGGUACUCAUUCCGGACAAGCACAUUGAACGGUGGACCCAAAGCCAACAACACACUGCAGCCGACGCCAAAUAGUCAGAAGGACCCCGAGACCUACCUUUCUCGGCCAAUGUCGUCUCUUUCGUGCGGACAGCUCCAUAUUCUGAGAAAAUUGGCUUUACUGCGGCUCACAGCUUGCAUGGAACGCUACUGCCCCUCCCACAAGUCUGGCUGGAACUGGGAACUACCCAAACUCAUAAGGAAGAUCAAAACACCGGACUAUAAAGACAAGACAGUCUUCGGUGUUCCACUGACAGUAUCGCUGCAACGCACCGGCCACGCGCUACCCAAGCCCAUACAGUGCGCUCUUACCUGGCUGAAGACAAACGCUAUGGAUCAGAUGGGAAUAUUCCGGAAAGCUGGUGUGAAAUCCCGAAUAGCGAAACUGCGCACUUUGGUCGAAGCAGCUGGCGCGGCUAAUGCGCCUUUUGCUAUUGAAAACCUGAAUACCACUGAGCCUAACCAGUCUAGUCUGAGCUUCGACGGCUCUCAAGCCCAUGAUGUAGCGGACAUGGUGAAACAGUACUUUAGAGAGUUACCAGACGCUUUGCUCACUAACAAGCUAAGCGAGACUUUCAUAGCGAUUUUCCAACAUGUACCGGAACCGCUAAGGCCAGACGCUGUGCAAUGUGCACUUCUUUUGUUGCCGGAAGAACAUUUGGAGGCUUUGCACUCACUUCUUAUAUUUCUUUCUGAGGUGGCUGAGCAAUCAGAAGUGAAUCAAAUGACAGCGUCAAACUUGGCUGUUUGCUUGGCUCCGACAUUGUUGAGGCUUCACCAUGCACCGCCACAAACUGGCAGCACCAAAGAGGGGAACUCGAACAGAAUGGUGAUAGAAAGUGUGGCUGAUCAACGACAGAUCAGUGAGAGUCGAGCUGCGCAUGCGUGCCUGCUGCUCCUUAUACAGAUGCACCCGCAACUGUUUCUAGCCCCAGCCGAUAUGCUAGCACGAUGCAAAUUCAAUUACUUUGAAGAAAGCGUGCCGGUGGCACUUGAAGAAUUAGGAGCAGAUUUCAACCAAGACUGGAAGGGAUUCCAGCAAGCUUGCAUCAAAGCUUUACUAAAAGAAGCCAAAGAAAAAACACGAGGGUGGAUGUCCGUUUCGGGGGCGGCGCCCCACGUUGAACUGUGCUGCAAGAAAGUCGGUGAUGGUCAUCCGUUGAGACUAUGGCGGGCCACGACUGAUGUGGAAGCACCUCCUCAAGAAGUCAUGCAGAGAAUUCUACGGGAGCGGCACAUAUGGGACGAUUCGCUGGUAAAAUGGCGCGUCGCCGAGAAAUUGGGCCCUACCGCGGAGGUGUUCCAGUACAUAACGGCAUCGAGCAUCAACUUGCCGUCUCGAGACUACUGCGUGCUACGCUCCUGGCAGCAAGGCGGUGGCGCAGGCGGCGGCGGAUGGUGCGCAGUCGCAGAGACAUCAGUUGCUCACGGCUCCCCACCGACUGAGGGCGCCAGAGGCGUCGUUUUGGCAUCCCGAUAUCUUGCCCAGCCCGCUGGAAAAGGUCGCAGUCGACUAGUCCAUCUAGCUCGAGUCGACACCAUGGGCCGCACGCCGGAAUGGUACAACAAGUGCUACGGACACAUCUGCGCGCUCUACUUGGCAAGGAUUCGGGCCUCCUUCAAGCACAACACGGAAGGACCCGAGUCCAACGUAUGAUCCAAACAUUCCGCUUAAGCUGUGCCCACAUUGGGUACAGCUUAAGUUGGCGUUUACGAACGUCUAUCACAAGCCUCGAAUUGGCUUCGAACACUCGCGUGCAAUAGAUAAAAAUAAUAUUUGUGAGCUUUUGAAUAAGUAUGUAAAUUAAACAUUCACUUCCAUUCCGAGUCAUAAACUUAUUUUGUAUAUAAUUAUUCGCUGUUUUAAUAAGUAUCUCCGAGGUUGUUCGCACUUAUGGUACAAAAGGUAAUGUACAAAAUGAGCAAUUGUAAUGUGGCACCCUUGGGUACCGAGUUAUUAGGCCGGAUUCAUGUGAAUAAUUAAAUCGGGAGCACUGUGCGUCGAAAUAUUUAUUUAUGUGAACCCAACUAAUUGUAUAUAAUUGUGUAUACUUGCAAUUUUAAACAUGAAUUACGUACCUAUGUCAUUAUAAUCUCAAUGCACACGAGUGAAAGAUGUAAUUAUUGUAGUUAUAAAUAAGUAUAUUUUCGAAUAUUAGUUAUUAAUGUGAAAUUAUUGAUAUUAUAACAGGUGUGACCAAAAUAUUAGUGUUUUAAGAGAUGGGAUAUUAUGUAAAUAAAAUAGAACGGAGAGACCAGCGAGUUGAUAGCCUGUAAGUUAUUAGAUAAAAUAAUUGCAUAAUAUUACAUAAAUUACUUAAAAUUUUAAAAUGUUUACUACCUACCUCCGUUACUCAAGUUUUACUUUAUUCUUAAUUAUUUUAAAAUCCUGGAAAGGAUCUACCAAAAACCUGACUGUAUUGUUAAAUUAUAUGUUUAUUUAAUUAUUGACUUAUUUAUAAAACUCCUCUCAUGGUGCGUCGUUUUUUGUAAGUAUAUCUAAAUACAUCGUGGAAUAUUCAGUUCUAGAUAAGUGACAUUAUAAUAUGACAUUUUAGAUUUAUAAAGGUAAGCUAGCACCCAGCAGCACUGCAUUGCAGCGACGUUUCAUGGCAAGGGACAGCAUAAAUAUGUCGCCGUAGUGCCAUGUCUCCAAGUUUGUGACACAGUAUAGGGCCACAUGUCAAUAGAGCUUAAAAGUAUUCUUAAAAAAAUGGACACUGCACAGGAUUAAAAAGUUGAAACAGAUAUGUUUAACCAGACACAUAAUAUAAUAAGUUGUAACUAGAACCGUCAAGUCAAAAUAAGAAGUCAAAAUGGCAUGGCGUACUGUACUUUACUGCGUAGAACAGUGCUACUGGCCGUGCUUACCGAUAUCGUAAUCUCAUGAAAAAAUACUUGUGGAUUUUAAUAAUCUAUUUUACCAUACCCAUAAUUACCCUUGUAAAGUUAUCGUUACAUAUCACUAGUCAAUAUAAUAUAAUAUAUACAUAUUAAUGAUAUUCAAAUUUAAAUCAUAAUAAUUGUACCUGUCCUGUGUUCAGGAACAUAGUAUUAAAUCUUUUAAUAAGAAAUAUAUUUAUCACUGUAAUAAUUAGUAUUGUAUAAACCAGCAUACGUAAAAACAACAGCCUAAAUAAUUAUUAAUGGGAAUUGAUACAUGGCGACAAAAUUAAAUAAAUAUAACUUGAUUUGUAUUGAUUCCGUUAACUUUGGGAUACAAAUCAGACGAAAAAGUAGUUACUUUAAAAUGUGUCUGUUCUAAAAUAGACCUUGGAAACUGAAUUGGUGUACAUACAGGCAAUAUGAUUCGGAUAAAGAGUUACUUCGUAUUAACUCUCGUGUCAGGACAUGCAAAAGUAAAGGACUCUGUAAAGCGAAAAAACAUGGAUUUAAAGAAAGUAUUGGUUAAGAAAAAAAUAUGUUUCAAUUGGAGACAGGUUCGGAAAGCGGUUGUUAGGUGAUUAUAAAUUACCAUUAUGUACCAAAGGAAUAUUUACCCAAAAGUUAACGGAUAUCAAAAACAACGUGACAUACGCGACCUUAAAAGACAAAUCCAUUGGACAACAUAAAUCAUGAAUUUGUGUAACCCAACAAUUGGAAAAACAAAUCGGACAAGACAUUAUCCUGACCAAUUUAUAUACUCGUAGUUAAUGAUCACAUUGAACAAUAUUUAUCACGGUAACUUCUAUAUUAUUAACAAACAUUAACACGUUUAGUAUAUAAUUUGGUCAUAGUGCACAAAGAAAUGAUCUGCACAAGUUAGCAAGUGGUCGCUAUAUUCGACACACAUAUACACUUCCUCUCUACGCCUACUUCCUAAUACUUACACAAUGUAUACCUAUGGAUUGCUAUGUAUGUACCUACAGGAUGAAUACUAUGGAUUACCUAUAGUAACAAGGAACGGUGACAACGUUAUCAUAACGUUUUGUAUAAAGUCUGAUUGUAAAUAUUUAUAGUACACUAUACUUCUUCAGGUGUUUUUACAGAUGAAUUUUAUGGUUUGAGCAGGUACGUAGAUACCUACACUAUGUAGGUACUCCAUACACUUCUUCGAUUUGUAACUUUGAAUUUCAGUGGUCUUACUUUAAAAUUUAUCUGCAAAAAUACCCGAUGUAUAAUAUAUUUUCGCUGAAAAGCAUCAAUGUUUUGAAAUUGUACCGGUUUACAUUUUCAUCGUAGAUAUGCGAAUGGUCAAAGCAGUAUCUACUGUAACAAUAAUUAUAUACUUACCUGUCUAUAAACAAUAUACUUAUUAAAAUAUUCCAUUUAUAACUCGAAACAUAUUUUUAAAUAGAAAAUUUUUAAAGUUUGGUAAUUUUACAAUAAAUAAAAUAAAUACAACAAAAAGUUUUAUAAAUAAAGAUAUCUAUAUUUUGAACAUUUCGUAGUUGAAAAUAAUAUCAAACCAAAUAUCACAAAAUAAAAAAAAAUAUUUAUAAAAAUAUAUAAGGCAUAUUCUACAUUUAUGAUAUUUAAAAUUAUUCUACAUACAGUAGUAACAAUUUACAUGUUUGUUGUUAGUUACCUAUAAUAAUAAUAUCACGAAAUUUGGUGCCGUGAGAAUGGGAACAAGAAAAAUAAUAUUUCAUUUAAAUGUUGGAAUAUUGAAGAUAUUUAUGAGAUUUGUAACAGAAAGUUAAUAAAAAAAAGAGAUAUUGAGUAUAGUAAACUUUCUUUCCUAUCUACAUGAGUCAGUGCUGACUGUUGUUAUUCGACGUAGAAAAGGAAUGAAAUAUUUUGAUAUGAAGAUUUGCGCGAUGCUUUGUAUAAUUGUUGCUGAAAUGUUAUUUUUCUUGAAAUGAAUUUGCAAACUUGUUCGGAAUUUUUGAUUGUAUCUACUGUCACAUGGCUCUACAUGAGUUCUACGAUAUAUUUCAGUAGAGUUAAGAAAAUUAUAAAACUAUUAGUUAGAGCGGAAAUUCCGCUGCGGAAUUAUAUUAUCCGAGCAAAAUUCAGUGUUCUAUAUUACUGCGGUAUAUAGGUGUUUCGUCGUUUAAAGCAUUCCACUGUUAGCCAAUUGAAAUAGUAAAUUCAGUCUAUACAAAAUAUUUAAUCAUCUCGAUGUUUUUCAAUAAUAAUCAGUCAGUAGAUUUGCAUGCAUAUAAAUUAUGUUUAAUUUAUUUGUAACAGAAUAUGGCAUUUAUCAAAAUAGUGAAACAAUGGUAUUAUUACGUAAAAAUACUCCACUGUCUGUUAUUUCUGUGUAUAAUAAAAUUAUUAAAACUUA